AAAAUCUUUGCAGUAAGACACGCUAUCAGUUACAAGUGAAAGGACAAUUUAGUUUGAUAAAUUAGCGUUAAUAAAUUUGGAAUUAGCUCGUUAAUAAAAUUUUCAUAGUUAUGUGAAAGUACUAUUAAAUGGUAUAAAAUUUGAUAUACUUGGCCUUAAUCGAUUAAUAUAUAAUACAUAGAAUGAUAGAUAUCGAUAUGGAGAAUGAUGGAUAUCGAUAUGGAGAAUGAUAGAUAGAUGAAUAUCUUUUUGUAGCCACUGUAGAAAGAAUCAGGAAGAGAUGAGAAGAGUUAAGGACAAAUAGAAAAGUAAGAGAGUCUCAAGAAAGGAGCAAAAACUUUAGGACGCUAGAAAAGGACAAGAAGAGGUGAAACAAAGUAGGAGAAGGAGAGCCGGUAAGAGCUAGAAAGAGAUAAGUAGAAUCAGGAAAGGGUAGAGAUACUGAGGAAGGGUUAAAAUGACUCAAGAUACCAAAAAGAGUAGAAAUGAAUGGUAAAAAGUGCCAAGAGCCAAGGAAAGGUAAGGAGAAGCAAAGAAAAGCAAAAAAUCAGAAAAAGAUAAGACUAAUUAAAAAAAGACGAAAAGGGGGCAUAAAGUGGCAGGGCGAGUAGAAAGAAACGGAAUUACAUGAGUACAUCGACAUCCUGGGCCAGUCGCUAAGAUGAUCAAAAGCCACAGACUGUGCCGGAUUAUCCUAGGCUACGCGCACCAGGAGAAUAAUUAUGGGCUUGCGCAGAUCGUUCACCGGGGGUGGGGGUAGGUGGCUAAGGAGAAAUAAAGCCUCGAGCCCAGGCGGUGAAUGCGGCCACGGAUUGCGAAAUUUCCCCGGCCCGUUUCGUCCUCCCGGUUAAUCGUAGGACCUCCAUCCGAGUCAACCUGCUCUCUUGUCCUUCCUGUUUGCGGACACGUUGAAAUAUUGGCAGCUGCUCGCGACGUUUUCCUGGAUGCUGAGGCAUGCGCCCUAAAAACUCUGGAAUUGAUGUAUUGCAGAGCGCAGAUCUGCAUUUAUUACCUGCUGUGGACAGCGACGCUUACCUUAGAACAGGAAACCAGUACCGCGAAAAAUUGGGACUGCCCUGCAGAAUGCAUUUGCCUAUCUCCGAAGCAGGUUCUCUGCAAUACAGGUGGGUUAAAAGACAUUCCUACCCAGCAGCUGCCACAAACAGUGGAGGAGCUCUCCCUGACGAAGAACAACUUCCCGGUAAUAAAAGGCGACGCAUUCGCCGGCUUGAGAGUGCUGCGAAAGCUGACGAUGGAUGGUAACAACAUCUCAACCAUACGUCCAUUCGCAUUUCGAGGAUUGAGCAAGUUACGUGAACUCUCCAUUCAACAUACACCCCUACCAUUCAUCGAGAAAUUCUCUUUCGCCGCUCUACAAAACGUAUCAUUAUUGUUAUUGGCGAACAACAAGAUACGAUACAUCGAAGGCUAUUCAUUCGCUGGGACCUCCAAUGUCCGUUUAAUUCUAUUGAGCAAUAACCCCUUGCUCAGAAUUCAAAGCCACGCGUUUUCAGGCUUAACGAACGUGGUUCGCCUGAUAUUUCCAUCAGGAAUAAGAACCAUCGAGCCGGACGCAUUCGAUGGCCUCCAGUAUAUUGGUCUCCUAAAGUUGACCUACAUGGACCUGUCUUCCCUUCAAUCUUACACAUUCCGUGGCUUGUCCUAUGUGCAGUCGUUGAACAUUCAGGAAAGCGAUUUGGGUAUCGUCGAGAAGGAUGCCUUCACUGGGCUCACCCACGUUGAUCGACUAAAUAUCGUAAAUAACAAGAUCGAUCUGAUCGAGAAAUUGUUUCUACGAUAUGAAAACAAUAUAGAUAUGUUAAGAUUCCAUGGGAAUCACGUAUUGGAGGCGCCUCGACAUGUCAAAGACAUCAACCUGGAAGUAAAUUCUAUCAGCGCCAUUGAUAACCACUUUCCCUGUGACUGUCAGGCUCACAAUGUACUGGACAGCGAUUUUGUCAAUGGCACUGUUAGCGAAUUUCAGAAGAGAAAUUAUUGUAUCUCGCCAAUCGAGUACAACGGGAAACACAUGGAUCUAGUAGACUUCGGACUAGUCGCCAGAUGCUACGACAACGUCGUGCAGGACAACCUGGGCUCCGGUGUCGUUGGGAUCUUCACUCUGCCAACCACUCUGUUCCUCAUUCUUCUGUUCCCCAUGAAUUUAUUCCAGUGAACCCAGAUCUGCUUCAUAAGGGUUAGACAAGAGAAUUUUCGAAAGUAACGUAUACCAAACUUUUCCUAUAAUUCUUUCUCAUUUAAAUAUUUAUGUAUUUAUACACAUAAUAGAUCGUUUCAUAUAAUACAGAUAACCUACAACGAUACAUUUUUUUUUAUCUUACUUCACAUAAAACAUCGAGAUAGAUCUACACCAGUUCCAGAUCCUAUAGAGGUUUAACUAUCAUUGCGGCUCCAUUUCGUGAAGUCAUUAUCAAGAAACUUUUUCUAUCGUUCGAUUAUUAUAACUCGUACAAUCUUAAGCAUGCGACUAUGAGCUUUAACUGGCCCAUGUAACUGGGCUGGCGAAACCGCAUCCAUUUGGAUUUAUUCCGUAAACUAAAGGUGAUUCCGAGUAAGUGACUUGUUCACGUUUAUCACGUUAUAUUAUGUUAACCCUUUGUUUUAUAUAAGCUUUCUUUCAAUUAUUUUUAACCCAUUCGAGGCCAAAAUCUUAUUAAAAGAGAAUCUCCAAGAACCAGCAGGACCAGCUUUUCAAGUUCCUACUAAAUUCCUUUUUAUCUCAGAAUUUAAACCAAUAUUUAUUUUAAUUCUUAUAAAAUUUUACUACUAUCUGAUUUUUGUAGGAAAUUAUUUUUCUAGCAUCUUCUUGAGGCUGGUAUCAAGACGCACAAGAUGCGUCCGCCUCGAAUGUGUUAAUUAUUCAAGAAAUUUGAUUGAAUGCCUUAAUAUGGAUAAUAUGUACUGCCACGACUUUUUAAUGUACCUUUGAAUGUAUGAAGCAAAGAGUUAACAACCAGAGUUGAAUAGAUAAUUUACGUCGAUGAUAAUGAAAGUACAUAGAGAGUAAGGAUAUAAUAAGGUGAACUUAUGUAAGAAACCUUUGGUGAAAGAGUCAAGUUUUUCCGUAACCCAAGGGAAAUAAAUAGCGCUACUUGUGUUUUGUCUUAGAAAAAGUUAACUCUCAGUGGAAUUCUCAAACUAUUUUACAUUUGUCAGUAUUUUUUAUCAUUUAUUGGGUACCACAUCUAUUAUUAUUAAAUUUAGGAAAUUAGUUAAAAAUAUCUCGAUUCUCUGAGAGUUAACCGAUCAUGUGAAUUCUACAUGUGCGUAGUCUUCCUUAGGUAAACAAACUGCUCUAAUAAAAAGUUCGAUUUUGUUAUGUAUAUUUGAAAAUAGUAAUAUAAAGUUCUUUAGGAUAGUUUAUCUUCAGAUUUUAUUUAUUUUUAAUAAAAAAUAAGAUAUAUCUCGCGGCCUAAAUUAUUUCCUUUUACUGAUUAUAAAUUUGUAUUAUUUUAAUACGUACAAGAAUAAGGGCUAUUUACAAAUAUUUCAUUGUUUCACCGAAGUUUAAACUAAAAGUCUAAAACUGUGCUUUUAACUAUGAAAAGAACGAAAAGAGAGAAACGUUUUUUCUCUUGUCAUUUGUAAUGUAAAGUCUGCGUGGCCUUCGGUCAGCAUAGUAACCGAGGACCAAACUAGCUUAUAUUUUUUACCAACAUCAACCACAUAACGUAUAACAAAAAAUAAUAAUAUAAUAUAAUAUAAUAAAUAAAAAGUAAUCUGUAACCUUU
Molecule: messenger RNA, 3749 nt
Organism: Bombus pyrosoma
Lineage: Eukaryota; Metazoa; Arthropoda; Insecta; Hymenoptera; Apidae
Product: leucine-rich repeat-containing protein 4
Exons: 5
Coding region: 800-2173 (457 amino acids)
Molecular function (GO): protein binding
Source: RefSeq, a predicted model, not a curated record